This is a messenger RNA of Colias croceus (clouded yellow), 1590 nucleotides long. RefSeq names its product sugar transporter SWEET1-like. Lineage: Eukaryota; Metazoa; Arthropoda; Insecta; Lepidoptera; Pieridae. The record is from RefSeq and is a predicted model, not a curated record. The transcript is spliced from 5 exons. Gene Ontology annotation, cellular component: membrane. Bases 157 to 834 code for a protein of 225 amino acids. Gene Ontology annotation, biological process: carbohydrate transport. Gene Ontology annotation, molecular function: sugar transmembrane transporter activity.
CCUAGAAACUUAUUGAUAGCACAGUGUGUAUUAAAAUUGUUAUUAGGUAUUUAAAAUUAUUAAUUUAACAUACGUGAUAUUAAAAACUUAGUAGUUAAGUUUAAGUGAUAACUUUUGUUAUUUAUUUUUACAUUGGAAAGUUAUAAAUAAAGCAAGAUGGAGGCGCUAUCAAAUGCUCUACAGCCGUACAAGUCGAUCGUGGGCACGGUGGCCGCGGUCGUGACGAUCGGCCAAAUGUUCUCCGGUUCGUUCCUAUGCUAUGACAUAUACAAACAGAAGAACACAAAGGGUAUCGGUAUCAUGCCGUUCGCUGGUGGUUUGAUUAUGAGCGUACUCAACUUGAAAUACGGUUUCAUUCUCCGCGACGACACGAUGAUCCAAGUGAACUUUUUCGGUCUAGCCCUUAACAUCAUCUACCUGAUGAUAUUCUUCAACUAUUCGACCCAGAAGGGCCAAGUCUGGUUCCAAAUUGGGUUAUCUGGUGUGAUCUCUGCUGUGUUGGUGGCAUACGCGGAGUAUGAAGACCCCAAUCUUGUGGCUAAUCGCUUUGGAGCGAUUAUAACUGCGUUCAUGUUCUAUCUGAUCUCGUCGCCUUUGCUUGGUUUGAAAACAAUAAUCAAGAACAAGAGCACAGCCGGUAUGCCGUUCCCCAUCAUCUUCUCUGGCUCGAUCGUGACUUUCAUGUGGCUGCUGUAUGGCAUCAUCUUGAAUAACUCCAUUUUGGUGCUCCAAAACUCAGUUGCAUUCGCUCUUUGUGCCGCCCAGUUAUCAUUAUUCGUUAUUUACCCUUCAAAGCCGAAAGGAGAGAAGAAAAAAGCGAAAAAGACAAAUUAAUGUACAAAGUUGAUUAACAAUAAUUUUUAUUUGUAAUAUAUUUUAUGUAUGAAGACUUCGCGAAAGCCAAGCCAAAGGACACAUAUUAUUUUUAUUAGAACUAUUUUUGACAAGCUUUUUGCUUAGCUUUCGCGAUUUGAAAUAGCAUUUUUAUUCCCUUUACGGGUUUUGUAUUAAAUAUAAAUAAGAUAAUAGGUUCAGUGUUUUUCUGCCAACAGUUCCUAUGUUUUAUUUUGUCAAUAGCUUUUUGAUAAAUGUUUGUAUGUGUACAAAGAUUUUUUUAAAUAUAGCAGACUUAAGUUUUAUUAUCUAUGAGAAGUGAAUUGAACUUGCCAUUCAUGAAUUUAUUAUUCGUCUUGCAAUUUUUAGACAUUUGUGAAAAUGUCAAAUGAAAAAAAUGUCCAUUGAAAAUCAAUGUCAUUUGUCAAUUGACGUAGAAUUUGCUAGCAAUGUGUAUCUGUAUUGUUAUAACUAAAUUAUUUAUAUUGAAAAAAUGGUGCUGGCAAUGUUAAAAAAAAAAAAACAAAUUUCGAAUAUAACUCGAAAAUUUUGAAUUUAGAAUUUCGAAUACGAUUCGAUAAAAUGUCCAUACAGCACAACACUAGAUAGUAAGUGUACAUUCCUGUUUUUAACAUAUCUUUUUGGCGAGAUUUUGUAUAAGUACUCAAUUAAUGUGUACUAUGAUUUAUGAAUUAUAUAGACUCUGCUAUGAAAUUACAUGAGAACAACUGUGUUAUUAAAGAUUAACCAUAAAAA